UCCUCCUGCGAGAGGGAAAUCCUUUUUAUACAUUUGCACUGAACUGUCUGAAGCAUUAAUCAAAGUUGAUUAAGGAGCAUCUAAAGUUAGACAAAAGAAACUUCAAAUACAACAAUUGUUAUUCAAAUUAAAGUGAAGUUUUGAAAAACAUGAGAAGUAGAGAAUUAAUUUCUCUUUUUAUAUGGAUGCACUGUGGCUUUGUUUUCUGGGACGUCUUAGCAAGUGCUGAAACAACUACUCCAACGAGCACCACCUUGAAAAAAGUUGAUUUUAAUAGCAUUGAAAGUAAAUUUGCUCUUCGAACUUCAGAGGAGCCAGAUGAUGACACCUGUUAUUUGGUACCUGGCCAAGAACAAACUAUUGAUCAAUGCAAUUUUAACCACACAAGCAAAACAUUUGUAGUAAUCCAUGGAUGGACGGUGACUGGAAUGUACGAGAGUUGGGUCCCCAAAUUAGUAGACGCUCUGUACAAAAGAGAACCAGAUUCUAAUGUGGUCGUUGUAGACUGGUUAACUCGAGCCCAACAGCAUUAUCCAGUUUCUGCUGCAUACACCCAGUUGGUAGGACAAGAUGUUGCAAGUUUCAUUGACUGGAUAGAAGAAAAAAUAAAUUAUCCAGUGGACAACAUUCAUAUAUUGGGAUACAGCCUUGGCGCUCAUGCAGCAGGUGUUGCUGGAAGUCUGACCAACAAAAAAGUAAACCGAAUAACUGGUUUGGAUCCAGCUGGUCCUAGCUUUGAGUAUGCAGCAACCUCCAUUAGUUUGUCACCGGAUGAUGCAGAAUUUGUAGAUGUUCUGCAUACGUACACAAGAGGGUCUCCUGACCGCAGCAUUGGAAUACAGAGGCCUGUUGGACAUGUUGAUAUUUAUCCAAAUGGCGGAAGCUUUCAGCCUGGUUGUAACUUGGGGGAAACACUUCGACUUAUUGCAGAAAAGGGAUUUGCAGAUAUGGAUCAGCUUGUGAAAUGUUCUCAUGAACGUUCCAUUCAUCUUUUCAUUGAUUCUCUUCUUCAUGAAGAGAAGCCAAAUAUGGCUUAUCGCUGCAAUUCAAAGGAAGCCUUUGACAAGGGACUCUGCUUGAGCUGCAGGAAAAACAGAUGUAAUACAUUGGGUUAUAAGGUCAACAAAAUUCGAGGAAAAAGAAGCAGCAAAAUGUACUUGAAAACAAGAUCUCAGAUGCCUUUCAAAGUUUUCCACUAUCAAAUUAAAGUGCACUAUUUUGGGAAGAAAAACUUAACAGUAACAAAUCAACCUUUUAAGGUUUCUUUGUACGGAACCAGAGGAGAAAACGAAAAUAUAGCAAUAACAUUACCUGAAAUUUCUACCAACAAGACCUACUCAUUCUUGCUCUAUAGUGAAAUAGAUAUAGGAGAUCUUCUUAUGCUGAAAAUGCAAUGGGAGAAAGAUUCAUACUUUAGCUGGUCUGACUGGUUCACAACGUAUGCAUAUGAUAUUCAAAGGAUUCGUGUGAAAUCGGGAGAAUUGCAGAAAAAGUUAGUUUUUUGUGCAGAGACUGGCAACCAUGCGUCUUUGAAGAGAGGAAAAGGGUCUGUUGUUUUUGUGAGAUGCAAUGAACACUCCUUAAAGAAGAAACAUGCCUGAUUUGGAAACACUCUACACUUCCUUCAACCCACAAGCUGGUUUGUGUUAUAAAAAGCUUUGAAACACAAAAUAAAAACAAAAUAAAGUCUUUUUUGACACCUGGAUCUACAGUCAACAUUCAUAGAAGUGUUUUAAUAUAGGCAGAUCGGUUACAUUUUACAUUUUAGCUCAUUAUGCUAUAAAAUGAAGUCAAGCACGUGUAAGGAUAUAAGCACUAUUUUAUAAAAUGACCUGUGGGUUGCACAUAUUUAUUUGUUUAAAAAAAAGAUUGUUUAGAACAAAAAUGUAUUAUGGAGAACUUGAAAAUUUGUUUGAUAUGCACUAGUUCUCAAGAUACUUGCUUAAGUAGUUCCACACAAUGAUAUUCCUACACUGUGGCAACAUUUUUAUAGCUGUACACCAAUGAAAAAACAUUAUUACUCUGUUUAAAAAAAGAAAAAAGUGUAAAAGCUUUAUUUUCCUUUGUUGAUAUUUUCAUAUGUGUCAUAACUUUUGUUCUCAUUCACUGCUUUUGCUGUGGUUUCAUAUUUUGUGAUAUUGUUGUAUUGUUACUGUCAUCAUCGGUUUAUCCACCCCAAGGAAAAAAAUUAUAAUUAUGCCCCUCAGCAUGGAAAGAAGUCACGCUAUAUAUAUAUACCACUUACCACUCCCUUCUUGGCCUACUUAAGAGGGUCAAUUAAGCCACCUUUAAUUUAUCUCAUCCAGGCUUUUAUUUUCCUAUAACACAAUGUCAUAUUUCAUUUUUUUUAUAAUAGAAAGUUAUUAGGUAGUAAGUUAUUUAAGUCAUUUUAUAACCACUCCCAAAACAAAUACUGAACAUACUACAGCUGUGUUGCUGAAUUUAUGGCAUAAAGGCCCAAAGUAUCCACAAAACAACAUUUCCUGCCACUCUGCCUCUAAGCUACCAUACUGUUUGUUUAUUUUUGUUUUAUUCACUGUGCUUAAAAAUGUAUUAUUAUUAUGAAUCUAUAAUAUGAAUCAGCAGAUAAGCUGUAAUUGCUGAUAUAUUUUAUAGAUUCAUAUGAAAAAGUUACUUUGUUUUUUUAGUGUCCCUUUAAAUUUUGAAAUGUUAUUCACACACAUUUUUUUAAGAAGAAUAUUACUGGGCUAGAGAAAAUGGUUAAAUAAUCACGAUAUCCUGAAUUGUUUGUUACAUAUUUAUUGCUAACUAAAAUAGUUGCAUUUAAUGUGGAGGUAUCUUAAAUGAUCGUUGUAGUAAUUUAUUACUUAAGCACCCUUUUCUUUCAGAAAGGAAGUAAAAUUGCUUUAGUAUACAUCUUUUUUAAAAAAAAGAUAUUUUAAAAAUAUAUUGCAGUUUAUUUCUUUCUUUAGGAAUGUAAAUGUUCCUGAACUGAAAAAAAACAUUAGUUUUUAAAGGGACACUGAACACUAAAUACAUUUCAUGCACUUCCCUAUAAUUAUGGGCACUGCCAUUUUGGAAAUUAGGUUACACUUCAGGUAUCAGAAAAAGAGCUACUGCACAUGUGCAAACAAAUCAGCGUUGGAAUGUAGUGAAAGAUAGAUUUCAAAAUGGCGGCGCCCAUGACUAUAGAGGGAGGUGGGGAAUAACUAUGCUUAUACAAUGUGUUUAGUGUUUAAUGUCCCUUUAACAUAUGUCCACUGCAACUUUUACUCUAAAAGGGUGAAAUAGAGUGGGUCUCACUGACAGCAACCAAACCACACUAUUUAUGAAUACCUCAGGGUGUUAGGCCUGUAGCAAUAGUGAGACCCAUGCUAUUACUGGUCUAAAAACCCCUUAAGUACACAAGACAUACAGAGUAUGUCCAUGUUGUUAAGGGGUUAAUGCUAGAGAUGGGCUAAUGUUUCUAAAAAUUUAACAUUUAAAAUGAAUUUCGAUACAUUUGAUCAAACCGAAUUUCGAAUGUUUAUAUAACACUCUAACAUUUUAUUUUCAAAUUUUCGUUUUCGAAUUUUUUAAUUACCUUUUAAAAUAUUUGUUAGAAUAAUAGAAUGUUUGGCUAUGUAUUUUAUAGCACAUUCAUUUUCGAAAUCUAAUAUUCUAAUUUGAUUUUAAUUUCAAAAUUGCAUUUUUAGUCUAAUACUGUGUUUUAUAAAUGUAAUAAUCGAAUUUGAAUGUGACAUUCAAAUUCGAAAGUGACAUUCGAAAACUGUAAAUAAAAUUCGACUAUAGAAUUUUUAAGAAUAUUCGUUCUUAUCAACAUUCAAUUAUGUAAAUCAAAUUUCUACAAUAACAUUUGUUCUAACAUUCGAAUUUCAAUAUAAACACAUUUGCCCAUCCCUAGUUAAUGCUCGUAGAGGUUUUUCAAUAUCAUCUUACAGAGCUACUGUACUUGUCCCUAUCAGCCUGUAAGAAACUGAGACUUUAGCAUCUAGUAUUGAGUAUGCUAAGUUUCAAAAUUAAUUUAAAAAGAUGUAUCCUUUUUUUUUAUCAUGUUUUAAGUUUUGCUCUUUUUGUAUGAUUUUGUUUUUAAUGAAUGCCCCUUUAACAAUUUGGUAGCAGCUGAUAAGUUUAGUGUUUCAUGCCCAAAUUAAUGAAUAUCAAUUUAUUUACCUCAGCAAACAUGAAAAUAGGGAAUGUUUCUACUGGGAAUAAAACUUUGAACCUUGAGGUUUGAACAGAGUGCACCACUUUGCAUUUUUAUGUAAAUAUUUAAAGGGACAUUGUAUUGCAACACAUGACAUGAUGACGUUCUGUUAUUCAUUGUAGCAGGCAAUGUAAGCAUAGCCUAGUUUAUAGAAUAGAAGUGGAGCACAAUUUUGCUGCGCAUUAGGAUAAGCUCAGUCUCACACAAUAUAUAAUGCUCCAUCUGUUAUUACAAGUUAAAAGGUUUAAGCAAAAUAUUUUGAUGUGACCUCAUUUUACCUGGGGGGAAAUUACACAUCUGCAAUAUCUGACAUGAGUACUGUAGCACCCACUUACUACUGUUCACGCAAUAAAUCAUAAAUAUCCACUUAAAAAAUGGCAGUGCAAAAAAUGAAAGAGUUAUUAAAUUUAAAUGUAUUGUGACUUAAUAGCGUUAAGGCUCCAUAUUUUAUAUAAACUUUGUGCUACAAUGUCCCUUUAAACUGACAGCAUUAGAUCUUAAUAUUAAUUAAUUGUAUUAAUUAAAUUAUAACCUGUUAUCAGUGCAUCUUUAAAUUGCCAAUUACCUCAGUUAGUUAUUCACAUGUAUUACAUUUAAAAUAUGAUAUUUUUGUGUCAGAGUUAACGGUAGUUAAAAGCAUCAAACUAUGUUAUGUGGUAUCUAUAAGUUUAAAGUAUAGUUAUAUCUGUUACUUUAUAUCCGUUACUAUUAAUGUAUUAUUUAGUGCUACUUUUCUUCAAAAUGUUUGUAUUCAGCAGCACAAAGAGAUAAAAGAAAACAAAUAUGUUGUGUGUCAAAAAAUCAGAACCAAAUGUACUUUAGUAUUCAGGGUGGGUAUUUUAAUCCAUCAACCUAUGUAGACAUUGGAAGGGUAUAGACUUAUUCUGAUUGGAUGUGGGUGGAGAUGAAAGAACAUUUCUAACCAAGUCAAUCCCUGCAUUUCAAAGAAUGUGGAAUUUUAUAAGAAUAGGAUAUCACUCACAUAGAUAUACCAUAGAGUAGGAGAGAGUUGUACCCAAUAAUUCUUUUAGUUUGAAAAUAAGUUUAUACUCAGAAUAUCCCUGGUCAUGUGUAUUGUUUAUUAUACUUUCAUAUAUUGCGGAAAACAGGCCUUGGCAAACAUAUGACAUAGUUCAGAGUCAAAUAAAAGUGUUUGCAAACA
Molecule: messenger RNA, 5330 nt
Organism: Bombina bombina (fire-bellied toad)
Lineage: Eukaryota; Metazoa; Chordata; Amphibia; Anura; Bombinatoridae
Gene: LPL
Product: lipoprotein lipase
Exons: 10
Coding region: 150-1601 (483 amino acids)
Biological process (GO): lipid metabolic process
Molecular function (GO): apolipoprotein binding; lipoprotein lipase activity
Source: RefSeq, a predicted model, not a curated record